Messenger RNA from Trachemys scripta elegans, 2554 nucleotides. RefSeq names its product coiled-coil domain containing 77 (gene CCDC77). The transcript is spliced from 12 exons. The record is from RefSeq and is a predicted model, not a curated record. Lineage: Eukaryota; Metazoa; Chordata; Testudines; Emydidae. The coding region runs from base 140 to 1627 and encodes 495 amino acids. Gene Ontology annotation, cellular component: centrosome.
GAGCGGGCCGGAGCGGACCCGAACGCGGCAGCAGCUUGUGGUUGGCUGCCGCUGGCGCCGCCUCGCUGUUUGGUGGGGCUCUUUUCCGUUGAGCAGCAGCUGGCGCUUGGGUUCGCGCUUCGGUGGUGGAGUGAGCACCAUGGAUUCCUCUCCAGGAAUGUCCCCCACCUCCAAAAGAUUGGCAGCCCCCCGUGUCUCAUCCAGAUACACCAAUUCUCCAACUCCAAGUCAGGGGGAUUCUACUCCUCUCCCUUCCAUCAGUGAGCGCCUGGCCUUCCUCCGUCCCUCCCGGGAGCUGCUGGAAUACUAUCGCAAGAAGAUCGCUGAGUUUGAUGAAGAACACGAGGACCUUUUGAGAAGGCUAGAGAGAUACAAAGGAACAUAUGAUGAGCAGCACAAACUACAGUGGGAAAUGCGUCAACGGGAACAGGAGAUUGCAGAGUUACAGAAGGCUUUGAGUGACAUGCAAGUUUACCUCUUCCAGGAGAGGGAACAUGUGCUGCGCCUCUAUGCUGAGAAUGACCGGCUGAAAAUCAGGGAGCUAGAAGACAGAAAAAAGAUUCAGCAUCUCUUGGCUUUGGUGGGAACAGACACAGGAGAAAUUACCUAUUUUCAUAAGGAGCCUCCACACAAGGUCACCGUUCCUCAAAAACCAGUCAAAUCCAGGGAUCCACAUGAACGGAGCGAUACUUACACUUCCAGAACAGCCGGCACUAAAAGAAGCACAUCAAAGCCAGCAGCAAAAGGAGAGAAACCAGAAAGUCCUGAGAGAUAUCACAGAGACAACCAAACACUCUUACUGCAGGUGGAGGCCCUGCAGGCUCAGAUGGAAGAGCAGACCCGGUUAUCCAAAGAGCAGCUUGAUGCACUGCUAGAGGACAGACGGAUUCACAUAGAGGAAGUGCAGGUCCAGCAUCAGAGGGACCAGGACAGGAUCAAAACCCUAACAGAUAAGCUCCAUCAGACUCAAAACCUGCUGUAUGAGAGUACGCGUGACUUCCUUCAGCUGAAGUUCGAUGCACGAGCCAAUGAGAAAUCAUGGAUGGCAGAGAAGGACUGUCUGCUGAGGAAGCUUGAUGUAAGCAGGGAUCAGUUUAUCAUCAGCAGGGAGCCAGAGAGAGAGAAGAAGAAGGAGAGAGACAUCAAGCCAAUUUCUCAAGCAGAAAGUGAAAUUUGGAAAGCACAGAGUGGAGAACUCAAGUCCUUACAGGAGCAGCUAACACAGGCGCACCGAUUGGCAGAUAUGUACCGAGAACAGUGUGUUGCUCUGGAGGGUGAGUUGGCUAGAAUUCGUGAAGAAGGAGAUGUUGGCCAAGAGCUUUUCAAGGAGCGCUCAGAGAAGAUGGGGAAGCGUUUGCAGCUAAUGACCCAACGAUAUGAGGCCCUGGAGAAACGGCGUAGCAUGGAGGUGGAGGGCUUCAAGAAUGACAUCAAACAACUUCGGCAGAGGUUGAAGGACAUAGAGAAACAGCUCUUCAAGGUGACCAUGAACAUUGGACCAGACCAGGACCUCGCAAUUCUGCAUGAGGUCCGUCAAGGGAACAGACGAACCCGGAAAAUUCAAGGGGAGCUAAGAAACCUGAAGGCAAAAAUCUACGGCUUGGAAAACGAGCUACGGAUUUGCUGACACAGAUGCAUCACCCAGCACAAUGGUGCACGGAACAUGACCAGUGCUAGGCUAGGAAGGUCACAUUUUCAAGAAAAACUUUCAUAAAUCUGCUUUCCGGCAUCCUGUGACAGAAACUUAAGAACACGUAACUUGCUGUGAAUCAAGGGUAUAUCAGUGUGCUGUGGGGCUUGGAUAGUUUGUGGAAAUUAAUGCUAGGUUGUGUGUGUGGGGGGGGAACUUCCUUUCAUCUUAGCAUGCCUUGCUCUACUGCUCUUUCCUAGUAGAUGAGAUCAUUUGUAGACUAUAUUGAAGUCAUAUUGUAACUUCUGUAGUGUUUCCAUAGGACAUGUUUACAGCCUCUAGGCACCUUCACCUACUGUUAGCACAGGGCAAAAUGUAUUGCUGUCCAGAAUGCAGCCGAACACAACAAAAGCUACAUGUGUAACUGAUAAUCAUGGAGAGGAACUAAUCCUCCAGGACUCAAAUAUUCUCUCCUGAUGCUGUUCAAGAAGCGAGGGACUGUAUAAGGCCCUGUUCUACAGUCAUGAGAACUGUAUUAAGAGAAGCUGUUUUUAAACAAAGACUAAACAUCAGAAUAAUGUUUAAUGCACCCAGGACAUAAUUUGCAUUUUCUAAACUAGAUCCCUACUUCAUCUAGAAAGUGUCUAUUUAAUUCUGCCUAAACACUCUGAAAUCCUAUAUAUCCUGGACAGCAUAAGCGUGUUUUCAAAUUGCUUCUGUUGGCAUGAUUCUCUGUCAGCCUGGACAGGCCAGAAAGGGAAACAGCCACAUUAUAAAGCUCCUUCUUUUGUGAGAUUUUCAUCUCAAACCUCCACAACUUUCUCUUACCCCUCACUCCAAAGCUGUGUUCCCUCUAACAUUUUUUUCACUAAAAGGUCCCACUGAAGGCACCAUCAGUUCAUCUCCACCAGUGGCGGAAGUCCU